Molecule: messenger RNA, 2857 nt
Organism: Larimichthys crocea (large yellow croaker)
Lineage: Eukaryota; Metazoa; Chordata; Actinopteri; Sciaenidae
Gene: ccm2
Product: CCM2 scaffold protein
Exons: 10
Coding region: 463-1830 (455 amino acids)
Biological process (GO): vasculogenesis; heart development
Source: RefSeq, a predicted model, not a curated record
GGUGCCUCUCCGCCGUGCUCUCGCUGUCACACACAGCAGCAGCUGUUUUGGUUUGUUCAAAGCAAAGCAUGCUGGACCACAGUUCAACGCCCAAAAUGGCGGCACGGUUGAAAAGUUUUGCUUGUUUUAUCCGAGUUUGUCUCUUUUACAGAUUAUUCCUUUAGCUGCUUUGACGCGUAACCAGUUCGUACACCGAUGACAUGCCGGCGUUUUUUCUAAUGGUCGUGGAGUAAACGGCGUAAAUCGGGAUGGCGUUUUGCUAUCGGCUCAAAUCCGGGCAUCACUUUACCAACGCUGAGGCUAAAGCUAAGCUAGGCUAGGCUAGGCUAGGCGAGCUAACUAACUGUCAGAUGAGUGCUGGUUAAAAAAUAAAAAUAAAUAAAAAAGCUUCGGUAGUUAUGUCUCGUCUCAACUGGAUCUCCACGCUGAACUGAAUAUGAAGAAGAGGACCUUUACGUAGAAAUGGAGGAUGAUGUGAAAAAAGUGAAAAAGGCUGGUAUCGUGUCUCCGUUCAAGCGAGUCUUCCUGAAAGGAGAGAAGGGGAGAGACAAGAAGGCCCAGGAGAAAGCCACCGAGCGCAGGGCCCUCCACACCUUCUCACUCUCCCAGCCUGACCACCGUAUCGACCCCGACAUCCUGCUCAAUGACUACAUCGAGAAGGAAGUCAAAUACUUGGGGCAGCUGACAUCCGUUCCAGGAUACUUGAACCCGUCAAGUCGCACAGAAGUGCUGCAGCUCAUCGACACUGCACGGAAGUCCCAUCAGUUGGCAGGCCAGCUGACAUCAGAGCAGGAUGCAGUGGUGAGCUUGUCGGCAUACAACAUAAAGCUCGUAUGGCGCGACGGAGAGGACAUCAUCCUAAGAGUGCCCAUCCAUGAUAUCGCUGCUGUCUCCUACAUCAGGGAUGACUCUUUGCACCUCGUGGUGAUCAAAACAGCCCAGGAGUCAGGCGGCUCCCCUUGUCCCAGCUCGUGUCCUGAUCUGAACAAGUCUCAGACGCUGAGCUCCUUAUCAGAGAGCGGAGCCGUUCUCGUGGAAGUCUGCUGUCUGCUCGUGCUGGCCGUCGAUAAUAAGGCAGCAGCAGAGGAGCUGUGUCUUCUGCUCAGCCAGGUCUUUCAGAUCGUUUACACAGAAUCAACCAUCGACUUCUUGGACAGAGCCAUUUAUGACGGAGCAACUACACCUACCAGACACCUUUCUCUAUACAGCGAUGACUCUUCAAGCAAAGUAGAUGUCAAGGAGGCCUUUGAAGAAGAAGCAAACACAUUUCCUUUCCAAGAGGCAGAAGAAAACUCGCCAUCACCUUCCACCCCAGCGUCCCCUCAGACGAAGACUGCAAGUGAAGGAGAGCUCAGCACCACUGCUGCAGAGCUGCUGCAGGACUACAUGACCACACUGCGGACCAAGCUGUCAUCACAAGAGAUCCAGCAGUUCGCUACGCUGCUCCAUGAAUACCGUAACGGUGCCUCCAUCCACGAGUUCUGCAUUAACCUGCGACAACUCUACGGGGACAGCAGGAAGUUCCUUCUACUUGGCCUGCGUCCCUUCAUACCAGAGAAGGACAGCCAGCACUUUGAGAACUUCCUCGAGACCAUCGGCGUGAAGGACGGCCGAGGUAUCAUCACAGACAGCUUCGGCCGUUACCGGCGGACGGCCAGCUCCGCCUCCGAUUCCACCACCAACGGCAACGGAGCAGCCGGCGGAAGCGCCGCCUCAGACGAGGGCCAGGAGGCCUCAGAGGGAGACGAAUGGGACCGCAUGAUCACUGAUAUCAGCAAUGACAUUGAAGCUCUCGGCUGCAGUAUGGACCAGGAGGGGGUGACACCGUGACAUGGCCGAGGGAGCGAAGAAGGUUUUUUUGUUUUUUUUUGCAAGAGCUGACAUAGAAUGGCAGCCGAUCCUCAAAUGAACAGUAGGCAUGAGCUGAACGGAUCAGAUGAAGGUGGUCCUUAGCACUGACCUAAGAUUUGGUUAAUUGUAUUUUCCUCUAAUUGUCAAGAGGACGUUCUACAGUCCCUACGCACUCGCAGGAAACCUCAACCUGUCACCACAAAAACAUGAAGUCAACAAAUGCACUUACCCUGUAGGUGAAACGCAGUCAUUUGGCUUUUUUUUUUUUGCAUCGCAGAGGGAUUGAUGGCCUCUGAUAUAUUUUUAAAGUUUCUUUUUGUACUCAUUUAUUGGCAGUAUCUGCCACUGCUGUCUGCAAUGUAGCGGAAAUGUCCAGAGUCUUUGAGAAUAUUUCCGAAUGAAUGUCCUCAAAGAUUCUGGAGAAUCCCAUCGGAGGAUUGUGUACAUGUUUUUAGAAGGUUAAGUCUGAGGCUGUACUGGUUUGUGCUUUUUUUGUAUCACUAUAGGUCAAUCAGCUUCAUCCACCAGGAGAACUUCAUUUAUUUCACACGUGUGUGUUGCUGUGAGAGUGUAACAUUUUUGCUAUAUUUUUAUAUAUAUAUAUAUAAUUUUGUUUUUCAGUAAGAUUUGUGUACCACUUUUUUUUUUUUUUUACACUAUCAUUUGUUAUCAGUGUUUAUUCAUUUAUAUAAUUUUGACUUACUCAAACUGACCAAGGAAAUGCUGUAAAAAAAACAAAAAAAAAUUCUCAUUCAAUUCAUGCGAUUUGAGUGGGGACUGUAUUUGACAAAGCCAGUUAUGGCUGAUGUAAAUUUAUGAUUUUUGUUUUUGUUUUGUUCUUCUCCUGCAGGUCAUCUUAUGUCUUUGUGACAUUGCAUUUAUCUGUCAUUGUGCCUUUACACUGCAGUACUGCUGCCAACUGUCUGUCACACGCAGACAGGUAAUUAUGAACUGUAACUACAGUUGAGCAAAUCAUGGUUAUUAAAUAACGGCUACUUUAAACAGA